Molecule: messenger RNA, 2973 nt
Organism: Haplochromis burtoni (Burton's mouthbrooder)
Lineage: Eukaryota; Metazoa; Chordata; Actinopteri; Cichliformes; Cichlidae
Gene: c1qtnf6a
Product: C1q and TNF related 6a
Exons: 3
Coding region: 502-1230 (242 amino acids)
Molecular function (GO): protein binding
Source: RefSeq, a predicted model, not a curated record
GAUGAGAGGUCUGGAAGUUUGCAGAUAUUCAGCAGCGGAAGCUCACACCCUAGAGGAUAUGAAGAGUUUUCCCUAAACAUACCAGCUGCUGCUGGUGGUAUUAUCAUCAUUAAGUUGUGCUGCUAAACUUUAACAAGGCGUGUUGUUUGAUCCUAAUUAGCAUCUGGCAGAUUGGGGAUACAACUCUGAGCAAAUGAAAGGCUUUAGGUGCUUCACAUGUUCAUCAGUUUUAUGUUUCAGGGGGGAAAAAAACUCAGAUCCGGAUCACUGAGCAUCUUUUACUGUCAGAUAAACGGACUGAUACUUGCUCCUCGAAGGAGGGGUCAGGGAGAAAAGAAGGACUUCCUUUCUAUAGGAAACUUUUCACAUCUAAUUCACAAAGAGGUCCAGACAGAGAGAGAGAAGGAGGGAGGGAGCUGCUGACUCAGGACUUUCCCCCUCCUCCGUCCCCGUCUUCUGAGCGGUGUGAAGCGGCAGCGCAGACGUGAACGAGUUACAGCCAUGUCGGGCAUCCUCCUCCUGCUCCUGUCCUUAUCCUGCCUGGUGGCCACGGUGCCUCCUCCAGUCCCCUGCAGACACUGCUGUGAUCACCUGGAGCCAGCAGAGGGCAGCGGCGCCCAGCCAAGUAGUUAUGCCCCUGAGGUCCGCACAUACAUCAACAUGACCAUUCUGAAAGGUGACAAAGGAGACCGUGGUGAGAGAGGCACACCAGGCAAAGCUGGACUUGAAGGACCUCCAGGCUCUAUUGGGCCAGUGGGAUCAAAAGGCUCUAAGGGUCAGGCUGGUCUCCCAGGAGACCCCUGCAAAGUCCAGUACUCUGCUUUCUCCGUUGGCCGUCGAAAAUCCCUUCACAGCCUGGACUCCUAUCAGGCGCUUGUGUUCGACACGGUCUUCGUUAACCUCGACGACCACUUCAACAUGUUCAAGGGAACGUUCGUCUGCCACAUCCCAGGCAUCUACUUCUUCAACGUCAACAUCCACACAUGGAACUUCAAGGAGACGUACCUCCACAUAAUGCAGAACGACACAGAGCGGGCGAUUGUGUACGCUCAGCCCAGCGACCGCUCAAUCAUGCAGAGUCAGAGCCUGAUGCUGGAGCUGGAGCUGAACGAUGAGGUGUGGGUCCGCCUGUACAAGAGGGAGAGAGAGAACGCCAUUUACAGUGACGAUGUAGAUAUCUACAUAACGUUCAGUGGAUACCUCAUCAAGCCCAGUGAAGAGAAGGAAUGAAUCGGCCGAGUAUUACUGUACCCGGUCGAGCUCGAAAGCAAUUUACCACAAAACUGUCCUUGUAGAUAAACACAUACUCAACAAGAUAAAAAUGUUUAUAUAAAAAGAAAGACUCCUAGCUUUACCAGAUUUCACUGGUGGGCUGAAAAAAUCCACACAACACUGUAAAACCCAAUAACACUUUGUUAAUAGUAUAAAGUUAAAACAUUUGUUUUACUAGUAUAAAUUUAUACUCAUUUUAGGUUCAAGAAGAGCCAUGCACGUGCAUUCAGAUUCAAAAUUUCAAUAUUAAUAUUAAGAAAAUAUGAAGUCGUCACCGAUUUAAGAAAACAAAACAAUACAUUUAACGAAAUCAACAAAUAAUGAGUUAAAUAUUAAAUAAUUUAAAUGCUGCACAGCAGUGAGUGGCCUAACUAAAUAAAAUGGGCAGUGUGCUUUCUGCAGUAAGUAUAAAAAAAACAAUCACCACAUGUUCACACGUCAACUGCACAGAAAAAACAGCAAGAUCUGUCAAGAAGUCUCAAGUGGCCUCUACCGCUUAGAUCUACUGCAUGCAAGAAGCAGUGAGAAAAACCACACCAGCUCUCUGCAGUGCUUCCACCGUCUAGUCAAACAUAAGGCUCUGGGGCCAGAAUCGGCCCAGCGAAGACUCGAUUCCGGCCCACUGGACGGCUUUAGUAAAUGUAAGGAGUGCAUAAAUAUUUAACUUUUAACUGUAUUUCCAUAAGUUUUACAGCUUUUCUUAUUGAUAAAGACUGGCAAUGGGGGUGGGCAGUCUUUAUCAAUAAGAACAGUUUUUAACUAACAGAUAAACGUUCCUGUUGUUCCACUAAGUCCACUCUAAAUGAAUGACAAUAAUUAUAGGACAGUGUGUGCAAUGAACUAUCGUCAAAUUUUGUGUCAUUUUACACAAUUAUUAUGUCGUUUGACUGCUUUGACCCAAAGAUCAAAGCAGGCUGCAUGUGGCUCAAUAGAAUGAGUUUGAUAUCGCCGGUCUAGAACCAAAAAAAGCAAAGAAAAAAAAAGGGUUUGGCAACCCUAAAACCACAUCAGAUUGGUAUCUACAAGGGCAAUGCUCUGUAUCACUAUUAAAAAAAAAAGAAGAAAAACUUGAAUUAAAUAUCUUUAUCUCAGGGAGGAAAAAAUAAAACCAUUUAAAACAGGAUACAUCAAACAAUAGGUGUGCAAUAGCCUAGGCCCUGAAAUCUGUCUUUAGAUUAGAUUCACAUUUCAACAGGUAUCACAGGAUACGGUUGCAGGGUCUGCUUUGAGCUUCUGACAGGAGUGUAACAUAAGCCCUUCUUUUCUUCAGCCGGGGGCUCAAAGUCAGUCUGACUUUGGAAAACCAAGACGAUCAGUCGCAUCACCUCCUUGCACCAACGACUCUUAUACUGAUCCAGCGUCAAUCAAACAGAUUCAUUGCUUUCAGCUGUGCUCAUAAAAGGAAAAAAAUGACUGCCCACACCUGCCUGCAAGAGAUGGUGCUUAGUCUAAGCUCUCACAAAUGUGAAAAAUGCACAUUAGUUAGCUUUACAGGUGACUGUGGGCAGAUUCUGUUACCCUUACCUAAAGGUGGGGGGACUGUUUCCACUGUGCUGAGCUAAGCUGGCAGCUGUAGUUUCAUAUUUGCCAAAUGAGAGAGGUAAAUAUAUUCUUAUGAACCCCACAGCAAAAAAAAAAAAAAAGAAAGAAAAGUUUGCAUUAUAUAACAUUUUUUACCCACAAAGCAGUUUCAUUGUGUUU